AUGCCUUUAACUCAAAACAAAGAAGUUUCCAAUAAUAAAUUCGAAGUUUCAAAAUUAACAUUUGGAGCGGCCGUCUUUAAUGGCUUGCAUAAUCGUAUUGGAGAAGAUUGGCCGUCAUUAUCUGUUCGAAGGGCUCUUGAAUUAGACAUUAACGCAUUUGAUACUAGCCCAUAUUACGGCGAAGGUGAAAAUAUUCUUGGUUCUGCCCUUUACAAUUUGCGAGAUGAAUUUUCUCGUUCUAGUUAUUACAUAUUCACCAAAGUAGGUCGGUACGGCCUGAAAGAUUUUGAUUACUCUGCCAAACGAAUUCGACAAAGUGUUGAAGAAAGUUGUAGACGAUUACGCACCGAUUAUUUGGACGUUGUAUAUGCGCAUGAUGUAGAAUUUGUUAAACGUGAAGAUAUUGUUGAAGACGGUGGGGCUUUGCCUGAGUUAUUUAAGCUAAAGAUAGAAUUAAUUUUCCUUGUAUUAUUUCUAGGAUAUCCUUUAGAUGUUCUUUUGGAUAUAACACGACUUCAAUACGAUCGCAAUCAACCGAUUGAUGUUAUUCUAUCUUAUUCUCAUUACUGUCUUCAUAACAUUAAAUUAUCAGACUAUAUUCAAGAAUUUAAUCGUGUUGGGGUUCGUUACAUAAUGAAUGCAUCUCCGCUUAGCAUGGGACUUUUGCGUAAUAAUGGUCCACCAGUUUGGCAUCCAGCUUCAAAUGAGUUACGACAUGCUGUUGCGCAAAGUUCAACGCUUGCUUCCAGGAAUAAUUUAAACAUUUCUAAAUUAGCAAUUCAAUUCGCUUUAGAUUUGAGUGGCAUCACUAGUACUGUAAUCGGAUUAUCAAAUCCAACUGAAGUUGAGGAUGCUAUUUUAUACCUUAAAGAAGUACAAGCGAGACAAAAGGGAGAGGUAGUAACUCCGGAAAUUGAAAAGAGGGUCUUGACUGAAAUACAUCAAAUUCUUAAACCUUAUUUCAAUUUGAGUUGGGAGUCUCCUCCAAAAAAUCAUUGA
This is a messenger RNA of Funneliformis geosporum, 999 nucleotides long. The record is from the annotation of a GenBank genome assembly. NCBI's taxonomy places the organism in Eukaryota, Fungi, Glomeromycota, Glomeromycetes, Glomerales, Glomeraceae.